AUGCUAGACCCGGUCUACUCAGCUCUGGAAAAUAAUGAAGAUCCAAUGGGCAUCUUUAUUGAUCUAAGAAAUGUUUUUGACACUGUAAAUCACAAUAUAUUGCUGCUGAAUCUAGAUCAUUAUGGUCCAAGGACUAGGCGAAUCAAGAAAAGAGAUAAAAAGGAUGAAAAGCGACCCAGAACAGCAUUCACCUCAGACCAGCUGGCCAGACUCAAAAAAGAAUUCCAAGAGAACAGGUACCUGACGGAGAAGCGACGGCAAGACCUGGCCAGAGACCUGGGCCUCAAUGAAAGCCAGAUCAAAAUCUGGUUCCAAAACAAACGGGCCAAGAUAAAAAAGCAGGCCAAGGGCCAGGCCAACCCACUGGCGCUGCAGCUGAUGGCGCAGGGCCUCUACAACCACUCCACCAUACCCAUCAGAGAGGAAGAUGAAGACAAGCUCCUGCCUCCUGUAUGAUCAUCGCUCCUCGGCGGUGUAGGGGAUCCUCUCCGCCACCACCACCAGUUCUUCAGCCGCCAUAACCAGGACCGCUGAGGCAGGGAGAUGCAACUCUUGCAACUUCUGCUCCUGGGACUUACACGCCGACCUCCUUCCACCACAGCUGGCGAGAUCACUAGGGCAUCGACACAUCCUUGGUACAACUAGCUCUUUGUACCAGAACGACCAUUUUGUCGUUACUGACGAUUCCCUUUUCAGACUCGAUAUGAAUCGUCUCCGACACUGAGUUCAUCCGAUUCGAAGAGUAAGAUGAUCUAACCCCAAUCUCGACUUCAUUGGCCUCUUAAAGUGAUUAGAAUUUGUGAGCUCUCACCCCUUGUUCCUUACUGCCAGUUCAUGGUUGACUCUCCUACACCACAAAUCUAUUACCACGUACAUACUUCUGAUCUUCCAGACUCAUUCUUAUCCUUUUGUAUGUUUACGUUCCUGAUGUUGAGCGUAAAAUAAUGUACACACACACACACACACACACACACACACACACAUCUCUUGUGCAUUUACGGAUACUGUUUUCUAGUCCUGAUCAGCACUAUCCAACCAGAAAUUAUUUUGAUUAGAGAUGUCCUCAGGUACAUCCCCCUUAUAAAUACUUAACUUCGCUUUCCACACAGGGACAUGACUUAAAUUGACGGACAUCACUUACAAGCUUAAUCUGCCACUUUCUACUUGUCAGGGCAAGAUAUGCGACUUUCCAGCCACAGACACCACUCUUCCAGACAGGAACACAAAUAUCCAGUCACGGAUAUAGGUUCUCACAACCGACGGCACUUUUUAUCCUGCUCACAGACAUCCGGAAGGAUAAUCGGUAGAAGGGGCAGUGAAAAAUAGUGAUGAAAAUCUAGUGCAGUGUAGCAAUCAGGGAAAAUAAAUAACGGUGAAAUUUUAAUGACACAAAAUGCAAAGUAUUUUGAAAAAAGUAUGAACAUAAGGAAAAAUAAUGAGAAUAUAAAGUGUUGAUGCUAAUGCAGUGAUUUGAAAUAGUGAAGAUUAGAGGUUGUGCGACGUACUGGCGUUGACAAUGUUAAAACAAUUACUGACGUAUGAAACUGUAAAGAGAGAGUAUCCAGGUGGACUUCACUCUGAGAGCAGAAGACGUAAAGGAAAACAGUGGAAAAGUUUCUGUCUCCUUGCGAUACAUCGCCUGAUGUUAGAGAAAGAGAGAGAGAGAGAGAGAGAGAGAGAGAGAGAGAGAGAGAGAGAGAGAGAGAGAGAGACAGACAGACAGACAGAGAGACAGAGUAGCAUCUAUAAACUAUCCGAGGAGCUUUGGUAAGGUGGAAGUUACUCAUUCACUUUCUUUCAAAUUUUUAAUUUGCCCUCUUUGCUGCCCUUCCUCAUUUCCUCUCUUAAAGUCCCUCCUUUCACUUCUUCCUUCACUCCUUUAUUCUCUCCUCCACUCCUUUACUCUCCUCCCCGCUUUCCCCCUCCUCCCUCUCUCUGUCUCUGUCUCCCCAGGACACUGGUGUCAGGCAGUGUGAGUGAGCGCGGGUGUUCCACACUAAGUGAACGUGCCGAGAAUGCUCCUCUUAACGUUCCACCACUCUCUCUGGGGAAUUCUGUGGCUGCGUUCCCGAAUAUUUUGGAAACGCUGAAUGCCACAGCCAUUCCCACCACCAUGAAUUCCUCGUGGCUUUCCGAACGUUUGGGCGAACGCCACAGCCUGUUUCCGAGCGACUCAACAAGAACCAUGGUAAGACGAAGACACUGUGAUCCAACUUUCGGUCAGUUUGGAAGACAAUUGUGACGGUCGAAACAGUGCGCUAUAGAGAAAAGUAAACGACGUUUCUUAAUAUUAUUUUUCUUGUCUAAGAAGCGUUAACUACUAUUGUAACUACUACUAUUACUGCAACUCUCAUCACAACCAUGUUCAAGAUACGAACAUGUUGUUCUGUACAUUGCCAAGUGUUCUCUCCCCCCCCCUUUUUUUAGAAUAAUUUAUGUUGUAUUUAUAGAGGAGGGGAUCUUUCUCCCUUAAUUUAUAUAGGAAGGGAUCUUCUCCUGAUACCCCCUCCCCACAGCAUUGCAAUCUCCUCCUCCCGACCACUCUCCCCCUCUCCUUCCCCACCUCCCUACAUACAUUAUCUCAGGUGCCACUAUUCUUCCUCAAUUCGAUAUCCUCUUCAUGUCUGUAAAACUCAAAGAAAUUAUGUAGACACGACGGACGUCAUUUUACAUACAGGUGAACAGGUGUACAUAUAUCCACGUACAUGCUUACAAAAUUAAAAAUACACUUACACGUACAUAAUAAUAUAUAUAAAAAGUUAC
Messenger RNA from Cherax quadricarinatus, 2763 nucleotides. NCBI's taxonomy places the organism in Eukaryota, Metazoa, Arthropoda, Malacostraca, Decapoda, Parastacidae. The record is from RefSeq and is a predicted model, not a curated record.